Uranotaenia lowii is the source of this 1907-nucleotide messenger RNA. RefSeq names its product SAM50-like protein CG7639. The record is from RefSeq and is a predicted model, not a curated record. The transcript is spliced from 8 exons. Gene Ontology annotation, biological process: protein insertion into mitochondrial outer membrane; mitochondrial respiratory chain complex assembly. The coding region runs from base 326 to 1648 and encodes 440 amino acids. Lineage: Eukaryota; Metazoa; Arthropoda; Insecta; Diptera; Culicidae. Gene Ontology annotation, cellular component: SAM complex; outer membrane.
ACACUGCCAAUAACGAAAACAUUCGCAUGACUUCUUGUUGAUGUGCAACUGUGUCGCAGAUUGUGAAGUUGAUUUUCGUUUAGAGAAUAUUAUUUAAUUUGUUCUCCGUUGUGUCAAUUGUUAAAAUAAAAAUUAAGUGCUUCUUUCCGUUUUGCUCCAAUGAAUUUUCUCAGCAUUCUUGAUUUAUUUCAAUUAAAAAAUUGAAAGUCACAGUCACACAGAUUGCAAUACCUGCCACGAAUUUGAAAUGGGCUUUAGUGUAAGCAGGUUUCAGUUUUUGGACGAUAACGGCGUUCAAUAACCUUCCGGUGAAAAGCCAGAGAAAAUGGGAAGCGGUAAUUCCAAGGAUCCACCGGUGACCGAAAGAAAGAAGGAUAAAAUAGAUAUGGCCUUUUUAAAAGCUCGAGUAGACCGAGUUAACGUUAAAGGUCUUAGCCGAACCUGUGAUGAUUAUGUACAUCGAGCUGUUCGAAAUUUGUUCGGAGCAAGCACGUUCCAAGAUGUAAUAGAUGAAACUUCCAACGUAAAAGAUAACCUUAUGCUGUUGGGUAUUUUCAAAAAUUUGAAAAUAAAGAUUGAUGUUAGCCGAGGAACAGAUUCAACCCCCAACGGAUAUGAGGUUACAUUCGAAGGAAGUGAGCUAUCACGUUUGACUGGUAGCAUCGGGACGGAGUUUGGUCAGAAUGAUGGAGCGGCAACGGCGGAAUUGCUGUCUCCAAACGUGUCUGGUCGCGGCGAAAGGUUAAGCCUGAACUAUAGUUACAGUUAUGUUAAAAGCAGCGUUUUAAAUCUUCGAUUGACCAAGCCAUACUAUCACACAGUUGUUGGCGAUUAUAAUCCCGAGACUUCUAUAGGCAUUUUCAAACACUCGUCACAUACUCCAUGGUCGAAAUUCCGCACGGAUGAAGCAGGAGCUUUGCUAGAUUUCUCCUUCACUUUGCCGUUUGGACUUAGCAAUAGCUUGCAGUAUGAAAUUGGCAUGAAGGAAGUUUUUACAACACCAUUCUUCAUCAUAGAAACCUGUGAACCUCGAUUGGCAUCUAUUAUUCGGUACAUCGGAAUAUACGAAGGUCGCGACAGUAGUAUAUAUCCUACGAAGGGAACUUAUGUCAAGGCAACAAACGAACUGAUUGGAAGUCCUCUAAACCAGUUUGGUUUGGUUAAGAGUGACGUUCACUGCGAGUUGAACGUGCCCCUUUUGGCUGGAAUAUCGCUUCAACUGUGCGGUCGAGCUGGAAUUUUAGUCAACGAUAAACGGAAAGAGGCGAUCCCAAUCUAUCAGUUGUUCUAUCCUGGUGGUCCACAAUCGCUUAGAGGGUUUGAACAAGCAGGAGUGGGUCCUCAUCGAGACGAUGUGGCGGAGGGUUGUCAGUCGUAUUGGGCCACAGGAGUUCAUCUCUGGAGCCCACUACCAUUCAGUCGAGCUGGAGAUCUCAGUGAUCUUUUUAGAUUGCAUUUAUUUUACAAUUUUGGAACUUGCAACACUUUUACGACAGACAAACUUCGUAGUACGGUUGGGGCAGGACUCGCCGUGAGAAUAGGUCAAAAAGCCCGAAUCGAAUUCAACUGCUGUCAGCCGUUGUCUUUCGAGAGUGGAGAUAGAGUGAAAGAAGGAUUCCAGUUUGGAAUCGGUUAUGACUUCAUAUAAACAUCUUCGAGUAUUUUUUUAAAUAACGAAUGCUUAAAGAACCUUACAAGAAACGAGCCUUUUUUGAUGCAGUUCGUACAACAAAAUCUCUGAGCGCAGUUUAAAGCAUUUGCAAAAAGGCAAAAUUCUAGUUCUAAAAUUACGACCGGCUUGUAGAGUAAACAGAAAAACAAUAGUCGAAAGUUAUAGACGUAAAAUUCACUGUUAACAAAGUCAAACUAUUUACCUCUAAUAAAUUUAACUGCGUAACGAUCUUCAA